This is a messenger RNA of Schistocerca gregaria, 1623 nucleotides long. Its product is annotated as transmembrane protein 208-like. Gene Ontology annotation, cellular component: intracellular membrane-bounded organelle. NCBI's taxonomy places the organism in Eukaryota, Metazoa, Arthropoda, Insecta, Orthoptera, Acrididae. The record is from RefSeq and is a predicted model, not a curated record. Bases 325 to 837 code for a protein of 170 amino acids. The transcript is spliced from 5 exons. Gene Ontology annotation, biological process: vacuolar protein processing.
GUCACAAUAAAACAAGACAGCAUUAUGAUAUGUGAAACUUCCAAUUAAAAGCUGUUCACGAAAUAUAACGUAAUUAAUUGAUGCCGCACCUUUCCGUUUUACAUCAACACAUUUUGGCUAACCUGUAUUGUUGUGGAAGUGGGGAAAACGUGGAGCUUUCGUCUGCUACUAAACGCAUGUUUCUGCUGUAUCAUUUGAUAUGUAAUAAUUAUACAUAUGUAAAAUUUAACUGUUCUAAAGGAACAUCCCAAUUAUCUACACAACAUUUUCAUAUAUAACGUUGAUAAUUUGACAAUUUGGUUUGUUUAUAUACUGUCGUAAACAAUGGCUCCCCAAAAAGGCAAACAGGCAACGAAAGGACAGAAACAGAUUGUAGAAGAAAAUAUGGAAACAUUACAUUUUUACAGGAAAAUGGUUUUUGUAGCAAAUGGUGUAUAUCUGACAGUAACAGUGGUCAUAUCUGAUGUUUUCACGGUUGCGAAUAUUCUCUUCUUCCUAUUGGCAGCAGCUUCUUAUAUUGGAAGCUACCAGUUUAUGGCAUACAUGGCAAAACCAAAGUAUACUGAAUCUGGCCAGCUUGUGGACAGUGGAGUUGAUCUCAACAUGGAAGGUGGAAUAGCCGAGCAUGUGAAGGAUCUCUUAAUUCUAACAUCUGCAUGCCAGAUGCUGUCUAUCUUUUCAAAUUACUUUUGGCUGCUGUGGCUCCUGGCUCCCAUAAGAGGUUUUUGGUUGCUGUGGGUUACAGUCCUGUCUCCGUGGUUCUUCCAACAGGCUCCGAGAGAGGAAAUUGAUGAAAAAAAGCAGAGGAAGCUGGAAAGAAGAAUGAAGCGGCACUGAGACGCUUGCCUUUACUCUCUGAAUUGUGAUUCAAAUUUUUUUACUUCCUUAUUGUUGAUGGUGAUGGACAGCAUUAUUUUGCCUUACCAAUUACUUAAUACCUCAUAAUUGUAUAUAAAAGUAUUUUUAAAAUGAAUAAAUGAAUUCAUGUUAUCAUACAGUGACGGAAACAUUAUGAGACAGAAAUGUUAGUGAGAUUAAGUGUGCUUGUGGUAUUUAUAUCUGUGACUGAAACAUUUGAGAUGACCAUAAGCCUGCUGAUAAAUGAAUAUAUGAGUGUAAGCUAUAUAAAUCCAAUAAGAUAAAUUUUAUGUCAGUUUGACAUCUAGGUUUUUGUGUAUGCAUUGAAUGACAGCAACAUCAGGUGCACAAAUAACAGUAAAGUCCUGGUUGUGAGCAGCAAUGUAAUAUCAUGUGUAAUGUAAGAUUCAUAAUGUGCAGUGCCUUAGUAUUGCUUAAUGUACAAUUCUGUAAUGUGCCUAUGUGAGACACAUACUGAUAGAACACGUAAGCUCUACAUUUGUGCUACUUCAAACUGGCAUUUAUGCUCCUUUCUUUGUAUGACGAUUUCUGUAUACUAGAUCAUCAUGUAAGAUACUGAUGCAAGAGAAAUUAUACACAUAUUGAUUCCUAACACUGAAGUUCAUAUUUCCAGGUUUGUUAUCAGUACAAGUUUUUCGUACAUCACUAAAUUCAUUGUCAAAGAGACCAGUAGCUAUUCAACAAUCAAUAGAAAGUAUGACAGAAUGCCCUUGUGUUUUUUAUCAUUAAAAAUCUGUCACUUCA